AUGCUGAGCCUGGCGGUACUUUGUCUACUAGAGUUAUUGGAUCCGCUGGUCCCGGAGGUGCUCGUACUGGAGGUACUGGAGCUGCUGGGGCCGGAGGUACUGUUGGACCUGGAGGUGCUGCUGUUGACACGGAGGCUGGAGACCCUGGGGCUGGAGGUGCCGGUUCUGGGGGUGCUGCUGCUGGUGGCGCUGGUACUGGAGGUGCUGGCGCUCGAGUUUCUGGAGCUGCUGGAGGUGCUGACGCUGGAGGCGCUGGAGCUGGAGGUUCUGGAGCUGUUGGAGGUGCUGGCGCUGGAGGCACUGGAGCUGGAGGUUCUGGAGCUGCUGGAGGUGCUGGUACUGGAGGUGCUGGCGCUUGAGGUUCUGGAGCUGUUGGACGUGCUGGCGCUGGAGACGCUGGAGCUACUGGAGGUGCUGGUACAGGAGGUGCUGGCGCUGGAGCUUCUGGAGCUGCUAGACGUGUUGGCGCUGGAGGCGCUGGAGCUCGAGGUUUUGGAGCUGCUGGAGGUGCUGGAGCUACUGGUGCUGGUGGCACUGCACAGCCGCGACUGUUCUUAG
Molecule: messenger RNA, 558 nt
Organism: Closterium sp. Yama58-4
Lineage: Eukaryota; Viridiplantae; Streptophyta; Zygnematophyceae; Desmidiales; Closteriaceae
Source: the annotation of a GenBank genome assembly